AUGUCUGCGCUGCGCAGAGUCAAGGCUUGGGAAAUAUCUGAAUCCGAGGAAAGCGAAGCGGAGACCAAACGUGACCCGAACCGCGAGGAGAGGAAACCAACAGCGACGUGCAGCGCAGCGGGGGGCCACGGCUGCAGAGCCCCGCCGUCGAGCGAGGCGCGCGGUCACGCCUCCGCCUUGCGCCCCCCCGGACCCGACCCACGUGGCACGCCGAGCCCCGCGAGAAAACGCCGCUCCAAGGAGGAGAUCGAGGCCGAGCGACACGCGGCCGGCGAGAGGAAGGAGGCGAGGGAGCGGCGCAAGGCAACGAGAGCCCAAGAGAAGGAGGCGAGGAGACGAGAGCAGCGCGCGAGGAAGGAGGCCGCGGAGAACGUGAAGCGUCUCCGGCCGGAGAACCUCCUCAGGUGUCUGACGGUCCGCGUGGAUCCAGCUCUUCUGCAACACGGCGGCUCGGACAUCCUGCUGGACACCCUGGCUGCCUUUGAGUGGCGGUUUACCAUCGAAAGCCAGCAGCUUCCACACAGCAUCACCUGGCUCAGAGAUUCACCUCAGGGCAAAGAUGGCUCCGUGGAAGAGGAGCAGGUGGCUCUGGUGCUCGGUCUGAAUGACUUUGUGGACAUGGUGAUCUCUGUGAAGAAAAUGCUAGACAGUGGGGGGCAGGAGACUGGGAUGGGGUCUUUCCUCAGUCCAAUAUUGGAGUAUCUAAAUCGGGACGACAAGAAGUUGGUCACUCUCUUAGUGACACACUAUCAGAGCGAUUACAGGACAGAUGCUUGUGGUGCAUAUUUACUAGAGGAGAUGCUACAAUCCAAAUCCGGGAUGGAGAACCUGGACGUCGAGGAGGUUCUCGUGUACCUGCAGCUCUGCAAGAACAUCAACCUGGUCCUCCUGGAUGGCUGGCAGGAGAUCACCAACCACGUGUGCGCCGUCACCAAGGCCUUGUCGAAGCGGCCCUUCAAACUGCUGACGGAGCGAGCGGAGCUGCCCUUCUGCGUGGACGGUGCGUGGGCCGGCGGGGCUCGGGUGGAGAGGGACGGCUCCGGGCUGAUCCAGGUCUGGAGCAGGCAGAUCCAGCAGCUUAACCGAGUUAGCCCCUCCGUGGCCUCCACCGUGACCGGCGCCUACCCGUCCCCUCAGCUGCUGCUGCAGGCGUACCAGAGCGUGGAGUCGGAGGAGGACAGAAAGGGGCUGCUGGCCGGCCUCGUGGUGAGAAGUGGAGGAAAAGAGAGACGAGUAGGACCGGAGAUCUCCGCUAGAGUUUACCGCUGCUUCACUGCACAGAACCCCCAGCUGGUGUUGGACUGAUCUGUCCACUUGAGAAGCAGAUGGACGGAUUAAUCUGGUCUCUAAUGACACUUUGUCCCCACUGGGCUGCUAAUGUGUAGAUGUUGUAAAGCUAAAAUAAUGCCGCAGAUAUAAAUAUUUAUACUCCUCUGAACAGAUUUGAGAAUAUGCUUUGUAAAAUAUUAUAUACUGUAGAAUACCUUGAAACAAUAUGUAGUUGAAGUAGUGGAAAAAAUGUACAAAUGCAAGAUGUAUUGUUAAAGGAACCAUGGUGAGUUUGUUUGGUUUAACUGUGAAUAGUCGAUAAAAUAAGAUGCAGCAGAACGUUUUUAAUUCAUUUGACACGUAAAAUAAGCGAGUUUCAAGCGGAAGAAAGUUAAUAAAUGAAUUAAUAAUUAAAAAAAAGGAUCUGGAAAAAUUCCACGUGUUGACUACAAAACACAUAUAAAAGAAAUGUAAUUUCCAUAGUAUCAAAAAAAGCAACUUCUUUUGUCCCUGGAGUCUAUACUGGAGAUCUUAAACACAAGAUAUCCAUUGUGUUUAUCUAAUCUGGUAGAUUAUGCUUCAUAUUUUCAUUACUAACCCGAAUAGUAGAAAUUGGCUAUAAUAUGAAGGAUUAAACGUCUUUUCCUACUGCA
Molecule: messenger RNA, 1922 nt
Organism: Gasterosteus aculeatus aculeatus (three-spined stickleback)
Lineage: Eukaryota; Metazoa; Chordata; Actinopteri; Perciformes; Gasterosteidae
Gene: eme2
Product: essential meiotic structure-specific endonuclease subunit 2
Biological process (GO): mitotic intra-S DNA damage checkpoint signaling; resolution of meiotic recombination intermediates; replication fork processing
Cellular component (GO): Holliday junction resolvase complex; nucleus
Molecular function (GO): crossover junction DNA endonuclease activity; DNA binding
Source: RefSeq, a predicted model, not a curated record